UGAGGGCGUGUAAGAGGAAGUGAUGAGGUAUGAGAGCGCAUGCGUGUGGUGAAGGUGGAAGGGUUUGCGCCUCUCAUGUCGCCUCCUGGCCUAUUUUUAGGUAUCUUUUACGUCGCGUCUCAUAGGCUUACUUGAAAAAUUUAUUUUGGAAGAGAAAUACAGAUUGGUGAGGACAAACUUUAUUGUCUUGUGACAUCAUGGCUGAUUCUUCCAAACUGACAACCUGCAAGGAUAUUCUGAGGGCCAUACAACAGAUACAACCAGUCUACAGGCCGUUAUCUGGCUAUGAAGAAAAAAUCUCAUCGGCUUUUGGGGUGUGCAUGGAUGAGUGCUACCCAGGGCUCUACAUUGGUGACCUUGCUGCAGCAAAGAACAAAGAGUAUCUGAAGAAGGUUGGCAUAACACAUGUUUUAAAUGCUGCACAAGGUAAUAAAUUUGCUACAGUGGAUACUGAUGCUGAAUUUUAUAAAGAUGUUGGAAUAAAGUAUAUGGGCAUGAAGCUCCUUGAUAUAGCAUCUGCAAAUAUAUCCCAGUUUUUUGACAGUGGGUCCCAGUUCAUCGAUGAUGCCCUCUCAAGUGGUGGAAAAGUGCUGGUACACUGCUUCAUGGGUAUUUCCCGUUCAGCCACAGUCGCAGCAGCCUAUCUCAUGAUGGUAAAGAAUAUGACGGCUAUUGAGGCAAUACAAACGCUACGUAAAAACAGAGCCAUAUACCCUAAUGAUGGGUUCCUCAGUCAGUUGGCAGAUCUUGAUAACAAGCUUUCCAAGGAACGUGGAAAACUUUAGUUUGGUUUAUAUCUUCUAACAGUUCAGAGGUGCUUUUAAACAUUGAUUUCAUUGUCUUUUUCUCUUUGGACACUAUUAAUAUUGUACUAAGUAUUACCUAAAACUUUAUUUACAUUCAAAGGAAUGCAAUGAUGAUGGUUGAUGUGAACUGGAACAUAAAAUACUUUGAAUUGCUUUUCAUUCUGUUUCUAUAAAGUUUGAAAAACUUGUGACAAUUGCUUCUUUUAGUACAGUACUUUAUUAUGUAAUUAUAUCAUUGUUACAGUAAAAAAAAUUGUCUAAAGUAUGUUCAUGUUUCAGAUAUUUGUGUUAUGGAAUUGCUGUUUAUACCAAUUUCACAAUAAAUCUACACUUGUAUAAUAAUGUAUGUAGCCUUUUGAAUCCUGUAAUAUAGUUAGAAAGAUUGUAAAUUAUAUAUACAGGUACAGUAUAACUGUGUGGGAUUACCAGUAUCUAUUUGUUUGUGUGUGUGUGUGUACUGCAUAUUAUGUUUUACAAUUGUAUCAUAUUCAUUUAUUGUUACAUUUUAUAAACUAUAAAGAUAAUCCCUUAUAUUUAAAUAUCAGACUUCAUCUAUUUUUAAUGGAGUGUUGUGUCAUUCAAUAAUAAGCUUUGAAUGCAUCCUUGCAUGCAGUAUGUGAGCUCACCUAUUUUAUAUUUGAAACUGUUAUCUGUUCCAGAGAUUUAGUCUUCUUCUAUAGUUGUGUAAAAUAAAUAAAGUACAAUUCUUGGAGAGGUGCCAGGGUUGGAACCUGGUCACAGUGCUGAACCCAUCAGAUGGGGUGUCAAAGAAGUAGUCAGGUUUUGAGGCCUUUCUCUCUCCAAAGGCCAAAGGCUCCUAAAGAAAAAGAGGAAUGGUUGAGUUUGGAACAGGUAACAAGUCACCGGACAUACCCUAGUGGGUUCCUGUCCCUGUAUCCAUCACUACCUUCCCUGGUGCCCAUGAACCCAAGAUCCUAGGCUGUCUAGGUGCCUUAAUCAAGAGGAGCUGUAAAGCAGGACAAGGAAUAGCUUUAGAGCGGCCAUAUCAGCCACCGGCCAAAUUAGAAGAGGCUGAAGGACCAAAUACUACUUGGCACAGAUAGUGAGAAUUGAAGCCUUGAAUUUUGCCUAGCUAGAAGAAGAAACUUCACUCAAAGACCCUUCCAGCAGCCACUACAGAUUCAAAAUUUUGUAAUGCAAAAUGUGAGCUCACAAAUGAAUGGUCACCCCUUAAGCUUCCAAAUAAGGUGUUUCAUACAAGAUAGUGCAGUGACAACAAACAUACCAGGAUAAAAAUUACCCUGGACCCAUCAAGAGAAGUGUCAGAAAAACUUUGGAUUACAAUAAAAAUUUAAAAACAGGUACUGUACAUCUAGCAAAACUGCACGUAGCAAAAUCAGUACGAGAUAACGAGAGAGUACCAUACUUUACGUACCUAAAGUCUAACUUGAGAGUAUUAUAGUUGAGUAUUAUUAUUGAGAUGUAAUCUGAUCUAACCCUAGAGCUUCAUUUGACAAAUAAUUUGCAGAAUACUGUACUUCCUAAAACAAUCAAACUGUAGGAAUUGGUCCAUAUCUGGAAGAAAGACGACAGCCUCUGAGAAGAUCACUGGUGACAAUGAUCAUUGCACUCAAUGUCAGGAAAGAUAACCCUUAAACUCAGAUGAUGUAGCAGUCAAAGUCCCUGACACAGUAUAAACCAACAAACACACUGAAGUGAACAGACUUAUAGAAGGUUGAAAUAAGUUAAGUGAGAUGGCAGUGAAUGCCAAAACCAUCUGUUGUUUUAGUCACAUGACAAAGACAACUGGGAAGACAGAGCAUCAUAGCUCUCAUCCUGUAACUAUAAUUAUUUAUUUACAUAGGUAAAGCUCACUUCAAGAUAGCCAGGUUAACAUAUUUUUAGUCUGGUUUCUAACAAAGGUAAAGCUGAUCUCGGUAGCAUCACGUAAAAAGUGAGGUCACCUGCCCUCUUGUCAGUAGGGUCAUCACCUGGUGGUGAACGAGAUAGUUGGUGCUUAGCUUGUUUAGUGUUGUUUAACGUUUCGUUGUUGUCAAACAUCAUUUGAAGGAAGUUUUGAAGCACUUCUGUGUGUCACAACAGUCAGUUUGUCUCUUGUAUGAUUGAUCUCUGAUUCCAUAUGCUCCCAACCCAUUUGAGUGGGCAAAACAUUGAAAAGGUGCUUGCCCAGGGCUUAAAGUUGUUGUCCAGAGUCAAAUAUAAUUUUGUGUUAUCAAUUCAUAUACAAAAUGUACGAGUUAGUUUCCGAUCUGUUUCCCAAACGAGCUCCAUAAUUUUGCAAGUGUGGAUGAAAUGAUCAUUGAAAUAGCAUUUUUUUUUUCCCCCAAAGGGAAAACAUUUGGUUGUCACGCAUUGCAUUUAUAACUAUUACUGCACUAAUACUUGAUGCAUUAUUGUUGAGAGAGGCAGUUAUAGAGAAGAACUGUGUAGGGUAUGCAUUUUGUGGACUUAUUUUAUGCCUAGACAAACCAAAUUUCUUUGUGUGUUGGAGAUUGAAUAUGUCCACGAAAAAAGAAUCCCAAAUUAGCCGAGUACUCCACGAGUAUUCUAAUUUGGAAAUUUUAGAGCAUUAUACAUCUCUCUGCAUUUAGGUGAUGUGCGACUCUCUGCAGGCAUACAAGUUUCCUCUAACAUUUAGCUGUUUCUUCUUUCACAUGUCUAGUACAGGAGAUAUUUUUUUUUUGUCUCCAAGCAUAUUAAUCAAUGAGUUACGUCAGGUUAUUCAUUAUCUUUUUCUAAGAUCAAAACACGAGUAACUUGCCGGUGUUGUUCUCGAGAUAUAAUGGCUUGGAGAGUUCUAUUAUUGUGAUUAAUGUUCUCUUUCAUGUGUCCUGUAAAACUAAGUAUGCAAUCUGCAUAGAUCCAUCCCUCUGGAAUUGGAUCUAUCCAAUUCGUAUUAAAAUUCCUCUGGAAUUUUAAUGGGAUCUUGUUAAAGUCAGUAUUCCACAUUAUUAACCUGAUAACACUGAGGUACACCUGCUUCUAUGGCAUGUUUGUGGGAUGAAUGAUUGUUGAGGACAACCUGGAAUGUUUGGUUUCUUACGUAAUUUUAAAAUAGAGAAGAUCUCUCAUCAAUCUCGAUUGGCUUUAGUCUGCACACCUUUUUUGUGUUAUAUUAGGAAUUGUUUUCUAAGCAUUAUUGCAAAUGGGAAAUGCAAAGGUUAAGAAAAUUAUAAAUUUAGUCCAUAUUAACAUAAAGGAAACGGAGAAGACCAGUUGAACUACAAAGCAAUAUAAUUGACCAGUGAAGUAACCAAAUCACUAGAAAUGUAAUAAAACAGAAAUGGGUAUAUUUCAAAAUAUAUGACAACAGAACUCGUAGUUUGGUUUCGAAACAUGAUCAUCAUACAUCUUUAUUCUACUGUAAUUACUGUAGUUCAAAUGACAGGGUUAUCAAGAUUCUACAAAAUAAGACAAUUGGGUCUGAAAGUUGAGAGUGCACAGGAGUAAUGGGAAGGCUACUAGCAUGGAUCAAAAAACUUCUGUGCAGAUUGAAGGGCUAACAGCUGUGAUUAGAAGCUCUGAAUUAGGCUGGAGGAAAUUUACCUAGUGGCGCCCUGUAAGGUUUAUUAGUAGUAGUAGUAGUGCAUAUUCAUAAAAACACGACACUACUUAACCUGCGAUUGUGUAAAGAUGUCCUUGCCCCAACCUUUCCUCAACCUUACUCUGACAUUUAUCGUUUUUAUAAAGCUGUCAGCAUUUCAUUAUAUUCCUUAUUAAUACUAUAUAUAAAGAAACUACUUACAUAUAAUUCUUUAACUAAUUUUAAUACUCUAUUUUAAUCAACAAUUUAAACAUAAAAUCAUAAUUUUCUCCAUGUAUUCAGAUGUUGCAUUAGACUUAAAACCUCAUCUACAUCAUAAGCAUUAUUCAGGUACCAUCAUGCAUUACAUUUGUCAACAAAUUGCUCAACCAAUGGGGGUAGACAGCAGUGUGUAAGGUGCUGUCUAAGGGAUUCACUGUAUCUCUCUAACAAAAAAGAGCUACAUUAGCACUCCAUAUUUUUCAUUGUGGUUUUCUUGAUUGUAUCCUUUUGUAUGAUAAAAUAUUUUUUUGUGUAAUACUGUACUGCUACUACUAUACAUUGUGUAAGUAGUUGGGAUGAAGUUGGAGAAUACAACUUUUAUAUAUUGAAUAUACUGUACAAAUCAUGCUUUUAGAAUUUGCUGAAAUUUAUAUGGCAUGAUUAAGUUUAAUUUAGUAGAACAGAAGAUGGUUGGUCACACACAAAAACCAUAAGGGGUUACCUUGUGAUGAUUUCAGGCUCAACGUCCCCGUGGCCCGGUCUCCGACCAGUCCUCCUGGUCCAUUAUAUUUUUGGUAAGCAAGUAUUCCCUCUACAUCCUACAGUAUUUUGAAGGAUUAUAAUGUUACAGAUGAUGUACUUAUCAACUUCUUUUGUAAAGCCAAACUCUGAGGUCUUUCUAGGUCCUUGAGACGAUAAAUAAGCUCUACACUUGAUUGUUUUUUAUAUAAAAAGAGUAAAAAUUUGUUUACUUAAAACUAGCAGAUAUCACCUGAAAUACAGGUAGAAAAUAAAGGUGGUGCUGAAUGUGAUCCCAUUAUUGAAUACUGUAUUAUAAAAAAUUCCUUGUACAGUACUGUACUGUAUAAUAAUGUCACAGGACUCAUUGACACUUGAUUAAACCUCUGGCUGUACCAGCUCUCCGGUCCUGUUAUUGUCGAAGCCAAAAGUGCAGCUCUAAAAGCUGAACGUACUUCUGAGUCCCUAACUGGGAAACAAUAAUGUGAACCAUCCACACAUGCACACAUGCAAGCACAGACAAUUUAAAGGAGAUGUAUGCCAAAAAUCAUCAGCAGUUUCUUAGCAUCAUACAACAAAGAUUAUAUGGAAGAUUGAACAGCAUGAGUAACACUUAUGUAACAUUACUUCAGCAAUUAAACAUAAUUGCAAAGAUAUGAGGCAUAAUUGUCAAUAUUUGGUGCUACCACCUGAGGUGACACUAUUCUGUCAUCCAUAAAUGGUAGUCUUUACUGGGUCCAAGCUUCUAUUUUGAAGAUCAAGAGGACCUGGACAAAAAUUUAAUGAUUUGAAAUGGACCAGUGUUACAUUUUACAGCCAAAGGGUUGAUAGACCUAUCAUUAAAGUAAUUUUAUCUUGUGCCAUAUAAGAAACAUUUUUCCAUACCAGUAUAAUUUAUCAUUUCACAUUGGCAAUAUGUACUCUAUAAGCAUCUAAAUACAAUACAGUAAUUUGUUUUUGUUUUCCUCAUCAAAUAAACCACACAAGUUUUCACAGUUAAAACAAAUUACGAAUGGGAUAAUUGCUUAAAAUUGUAUCUUAAUCUAUAAAUAUUGCCUCUUGUUCAGAACACUGCCUUGAUCUUUUAGUUAAAAGAGGCUACCCCAUCUUUAGUGGAAUUUUAUAUCUAGUAAUGAUAACUGUUAUUGGUUGUACGCGCACAGUGUGAGCUGCAAGGCUAGUCCUGGCUCUCGGGGUCAACAGCAGUAUCUAUUUUCAUGCCCAAGUAAAUUGCGGGUUCCCCUAGCCUAAAUAUAGGGGGGAACAUGAUGCCAUUUAUUUUAUCUUGGUGGUAUUAAGUGUAGGAACUUUGUAAAGAUAUAUUAGUUUUUAUAUACAGUACUGUAUUUAGUAAAUUGUGAACAGUUUGUGAUAUAUAAAAAAAUUGAUAUAUAAUAUCAAUUCUUUUUAAAAUUAACAUUUAAUUAAGCCAAAUCAUUAAUGUAUAGUAGUUACUGUGUAAGUAAUGUGCAAUUCAGUACAGUACCCAUUAUAAAUUGAUUUCUCCGCGUGAUAGAAUUCUAACGAUAUCUGAACUACAUUUCAACAAAUUGGUGGUUGCAGAUGGGCACUUUCCAGAGUACAGUAUUAUUAUUAAUGCCAUUUAUCAAGAGUAAGACCUUUGCCUCAUUGUAACAAAUUUCAUAUCUAUUAUUUAUAUUUGAUUUAGGUAUAGUAUUAAUAUACAGGAUGUGUAUGUAAAGCAAAUUACAACAUUAUGGAAUUUUAUUUGUAAAUACUGUACUGUAUACAAUAUUGUGCUUCUCUCUACUAGUCAUUUGAUAAUGUUAAGAGUUGUAUACUGUAUCUUGAAAUAAUGUUGGGAUGUCAUGAUUGAUUGAAUUUGGUGUUUGUUAAUUACAUUACACUUCAUUUUUUUUUUGCUUUAAUAUGAUUUUCUACAUUCCUUUAUUAAUUUCAGUAUUGGAUGUAUUAUUUGUUGUGCUUUUGGUAUUAUAUAUUCUUAUUUAAGGCCUGAUUUUGUGAUUAUUUUUAACAAAAUAUUGUAGAUUGUUAGUAUGAUAGUGAAUGAAAUAUGUAAAGAUUGGUGUGUUAAAUAUGGUGAUCAGUGAGGGUUUAUGAUAUGAAGGUUUAAAUACUCUUAAUUUGUCUUGCCAAACUUGAGUAAAGUCACUAUGAGGAAAAUUUAGAUUUUUUUUUUUUACAUUAAGAAAUAUUAUUUUAAUAAAGAAAACCUUGAUAAAA
Messenger RNA from Procambarus clarkii (red swamp crayfish), 7257 nucleotides. RefSeq names its product dual specificity protein phosphatase 3. NCBI's taxonomy places the organism in Eukaryota, Metazoa, Arthropoda, Malacostraca, Decapoda, Cambaridae. Gene Ontology annotation, cellular component: cytoplasm. Gene Ontology annotation, molecular function: MAP kinase phosphatase activity; protein tyrosine/serine/threonine phosphatase activity. The record is from RefSeq and is a predicted model, not a curated record. Gene Ontology annotation, biological process: negative regulation of MAPK cascade; protein dephosphorylation.